Pygocentrus nattereri (red-bellied piranha) is the source of this 1670-nucleotide messenger RNA. RefSeq lists its product as uncharacterized. The record is from RefSeq and is a predicted model, not a curated record. The coding region runs from base 83 to 1135 and encodes 350 amino acids. NCBI's taxonomy places the organism in Eukaryota, Metazoa, Chordata, Actinopteri, Characiformes, Serrasalmidae. Gene Ontology annotation, biological process: plasma membrane tubulation; regulation of endocytosis; cytoskeleton organization. Gene Ontology annotation, molecular function: protein binding; phospholipid binding. Gene Ontology annotation, cellular component: cytoplasm; plasma membrane; endosome. The transcript is spliced from 8 exons.
AGCACACACUCUCUCUCUCACAGAGACUGCCGUGCUGCUGGAGUGUGUUUAGGUGGGUUUGGAUCUGCACUCCCGCAGCAGCAUGACGGACCCUCAGAAGGAGCCUCAGGAGGACCCCAACCAGAGCUUCUGGAUGCCUGGUAACUAUGUGGACACAGUGCAGCGGACUCAAAACGGCUUCCAGGUGUGUGAGGACAUCGUGGCCUGCUUUAAGGACCGAGCGCGAGUGGAGAAGCGUUACGCUCAGCAGCUGAAAGAGUGGAGCAGCAAGUGGAAAAGUAUAGCAGACUCCAGGCCGCUCUAUGGUUCCCUCAUGCGGGCAUUUCAGAGUUUUUUCUCCUCCGCUGAGCGUCUGUCUGUUCUUCAUUCGUCCAUCUCUCACUCCCUCGUUUCGGAGGAUGAAGAGCGUAUCCACUCGUGGCAGAAGGAGGCAUUCCAGCGGAAAAUGUUCUAUGGUUUCAGGGAGACAUAUGACCUUGAGACGGCGUUUGCACGAGUUCAGAAACCCUGGGUGAAGAAACUGAAGAAGCUGGAAAGCGCUCAGCAUGCUCAUCAUAAAUCCUGCGAGAAGGAGCUGAGUGCUCUAGAUAAAGAGCGACAAGCCAAACACAACCCCAAGCUCAAGGAACAUAUGCUCGCCAAGAUCCAGCAGGCCCGCGAGAAAGCCACCCAGGACAGAGACAAAGCUCGUGAACGCUAUGAGAAGGUUCUGGAGGACGUGACAGGCUAUGCCCCGCGCUACAUGGAGGAGAUGGAGGCGGUGUUUGACCAAUCACAGGAGCAGGAGAGGAAACGCAUCAGCUUCCUCAAACAGACCUUCCUGUCCAUUCACAGACACCUCGACGUCACCAACAACGACAGGUGUGCGUCCGAGUGGGUUCCUCCUGUUAAGAAGAAGAAACAUGGGAAGAAGCCAAAGCCACUCACAGGAGACGGGAAAACGGUUAUGAUUGGAGGAGUGCGAGUGAAAGCUCUUUAUGACUAUGUCGGGGAGGAGGCUGAUGAGCUGUCAUUCAAAGCAGGGGAGGAGUUUCUGAAGGUGGAGGAAGAGGAUGAGCAGGGCUGGUGUCGCGGGGUGAAGGAGGGCGGACCUGAAGGCUUCUAUCCAGCCAAUUACGCACAGGUGGUGCAGUGACGUCAUCACGACCCACAGGUUGCUUGUUCAGAUUGAGGUUGUCAUGGAUACGGACCGUCAAAUCGGAUGCAGUUUGAGAAUGUCCUCAUUAGGACAUCACACAGGCUUCGGCACCGUCCGGCCUGUUUUACCAUUUCGCUGUUUUACCUGCGCUGACUGACCACACAGCCAAUCAGCUCAUUAACAACAGCUUAAUUAAUAACACAGACCGUGGAGCUGCGGUUCAGAACCACUACUCUCAUUUACUUCAGUUAUACACACGUUAUAUCAUUUAUUAUAAGAGGCUAUUAAUCAGUGCUAUAUUAUCUCUGUGUUAGUUUUCCUGUGGACACAAGGGGGCGACCAGCAAGCCCCUUUCAGUGCUUAAUGACUGUUUAAACUUCUUUCAGGCAUUGGAAAGUUGGCUUGUUGUUAUUAAUAAUAAUUAUAAAUAAUUAAUUAAUAAUAAUUAUUGUUAUAUAGAUAUGGUGCUCAAUCCAUUGUACUGCAAAAACUGUACAAGAAAAAAAAAGAUUAAAAUUCUGAUACACACAAA